This is a messenger RNA of Lecanosticta acicola, 1185 nucleotides long. Lineage: Eukaryota; Fungi; Ascomycota; Dothideomycetes; Mycosphaerellales; Mycosphaerellaceae. The record is from the annotation of a GenBank genome assembly.
AUGGCGGCGUCAGUGCAGCAAGACGAUGCCGCGCACAAGGUGAUCAAGGCAAAAAAUCCGACCGAGAACACGCAGACCUUCCAUGUCGGCACCCGGAGAUCCAUCCUAGCCAGAGUCCAGGCCGACGAGGUCGUCAAGGCAUUGCGAGAAGCAUGGCCGGAGCACAACUUCGAGAUUCAUGCCAUGAGCACGACCGGCGACAACAACCAGAAGACCGCAUUGCAUAAGUUCAACGAGAAGGCACUGUGGACACAGGAGCUGGAAGUGCUCCUCGAAAGUAAAGAGCUGGACCUUGUCGUGCAUAGCUUAAAGGACAUGCCGACGCAGCUACCGGUGGAACUGGAGCUGGGGGCUGUCACUAAAAGAGAAGAUCCGCGAGAUGCUUUGGUACUCAAGCCCACGCUGGUCGGAAAGGUCAAGUCUCUCAAGGACUUGCCCGAAGGAUCUGUCGUGGGCACCUCGAGCCUACGACGAACGGCUCAACUGAAGCGUUACUAUCCUCAAUUGCAAUUCCAAGACGUGCGAGGAAACAUUGGCACACGUCUGGGCAAGCUCGACGAUCCGAAUUCGGACUACUCAGCAAUAGUGAUUGCGGUUGCGGGACUCGGGCGACUUGGGAUGACCAACCGCAUCAAUGUCUAUUUGUCAAAGGACAACGGUGGUAUGCUGCAUGCCGUUGGACAGGGCGCGCUCGGAAUCGAAACACGGAAAGCAGAUACUAGGACAAAGGAGCUACUUUCGAAAGUCGGCUGCGAUCGAACGACGAAACAAGCGCUCUGCGAGCGGAUGUUGAUGCGGACGCUGGAGGGCGGAUGCUCGGUACCCAUUGGCGUGGAAACGGAGUGGGUCCCCAAGAAGCGCCUACAUGACACCCACAUUGGUGUUGGAGUCAAGCCCGCCGAGGACUACCACCAUUUAACCGGAGUUGCUACGAAAGAUGGGGAGGAUGUGAAUACGGACGGAGAGCCAGAGUUGACGGACGAGCUUAUCAUGCGAGCGAUUGUGGUCAGCCUAGAUGGCAAGGACAGCGCAGAGGUGGAGACUCGACGCCUGGUCACGACGCGCGAACAAGCCGAGGAGCUCGGGUUUGACGUUGCCAGAUUGCUGGUCGAGAGAGGCGCGGACAAGAUAUUGGAACAGGUGCAAUUGAACAGGGACAUUAUCAAAGAGCAGGGCAACGCGUAG